GGCAGUGUGCAGUAAGAGGUAACCUGGCAAGUGGUAGUGGCGCUUCUCGGGUGCUGUGCUUCACGCUUUGGUACUAAAGGCCGAGACUGUUCUGGCGACGGCGACCUCUACGGCAACAGCUUAAGCUCUCGGAGGAGUGGCAGAGUACGAUCUGAAGGAAGGGCUUCUGGUCAGCCCAGGCAGCUGAAAGGUGAACCGAGAGAGGCAGAAUACGUUGAACAGGGAGUUUGGCAAGGUUCUAUCAUAAUGAAUGGAUCCAAUAUGGCAAAUACAUCACCCAGUGUAAAAUCCAAAGAGGACCAGGGGUUAAGUGGGCAUGAUGAAAAGGAAAACCCAUUUGCAGAGUACAUGUGGAUGGAGAAUGAAGAGGAUUUCAACAGACAGGUGGAGGAGGAACUGCAGGAGCAAGACUUCCUGGACCGCUGCUUCCAAGAGAUGCUGGAUGAAGAAGACCAAGACUGGUUUAUUCCAUCACGAGACCUGCCUCAGGCCAUGGGACAGUUGCAACAGCAGUUAAAUGGACUGUCAGUCAGCGAAGGUCAUGAUUCUGAAGAUAUUUUGAGCAAAAGUAACCUGAACCCAGAUGCCAAGGAGUUUAUUCCAGGAGAGAAGUACUGAGCCGACAAAGCUUUGAGGAGGACUUGUCUGUCCCCACAUCUGGGGAUAGUAAUGCACAAAAUAGUGGAGCUGAAGAUGGGGAUGGGGCGGGCGAGGGACGCACAGCGGGAAGGGGAGUGGUGGUCUCACGAUACUGUGACUCUGAGUAACUAAUAUGCUCAGUCUUAUUCUACAAGCCUCUGAGUAUUUCUGUUUUGUUCUGCUGAUUUUUGUUUGGAGCAGUUUCCUGUUUUGUUUUUUUGAAUAGCUCUUUCGAGUUAAGGAAAUUGCAUUUUCCCCACUUCAUCAGGAGUGUUCUGCGGUGUGUGUUUAAACAAAAUAAGCUGACCAAGAUAAACUGGAUAUUUAGGAAAUGCCCCUCUUACCCUGCUGUAUACUUACCAAGGACAGUGAGCCCCUGGAGAACUUUUUGUGGAAUCUAUUGAAUUGGAUGGGAAAAGGGACAAGCAGAAAGAGCAGGUAGUGCAAACCAGAAUUUGAGGCUCAGCUCCCCCAUCGCUGGGGUCUCCUGCAAUGAACUGGGAUAACCAAUGCCCUGCCGAGCCCUUGCCUGUUCGUCCUGAACCCCAUUCAAGAAAACGCAGACUUAGAGUACUUAGUUUACAGUAACUUUGAUGAUUGUUGAAAGUUGUAAAUCAGAAGGUGGGGCUGUGAUGGUGGUUGUCACUUGAAUCAUUUAGUUACUGUUGUCCUGUUCAUAAGCCUGUGUUCACCAUUACCAUCAGACUCACCAUUUAUAAGUAGAAGAGCACUAUUGUUGAUCUGCCACCUCAUCUUUCAUGAAGUCUAUUCCCCGGCCUCCUUUCCACCCUAUCCUACUCUGUUUUUAAGAAAAGAUAUUGCUGCCAAAGGCAUAGGGGAGGCCUGGUGUGCUGGCAAUUAGCAUGAGCCUGCAGAAGUCAUCCUUGAAUCUGUUGUGUCUUAAUUUUAUUUGGACAGUUUUUUUUUUCCAGCCUCAUCAACACUUGGUCUUCCUGGUGUCUCAAUUCCCUCAGACAAGUUUAUGCACGUUUUAAAGGAUAUAUUUUUCAGCACACUAGUAAGAAGCUCAGUUCAUGGUUUGGAUAUUUCUUCCCACAUUACAGAAUUUUGGAAAGGAACUCAAAACCAGCCUAGGAAAGUGAGUCCUGCUUGACCCAUGUGACUGUGUACCUGACCCUCUGGGAUCUUUUCAGCUAUUAAAACAUUUUACUGUUCCCACAUACCCAGCUUUGCAGGUUUCCUAGAUUGACCUCUUAGGAUAUGUUUCUUUGUCUUUCCUGCCUUUAACUUGUUGGGGUCUUUUGUUGCUACACCUAAAGAACUAAACUGGGUGCUAGGAGCUGCCUUUGUAUAUAGAGAUGUAGAUGGCAGUGUGAUGUAUAAGAGACCAUCCAGGCCAUUCUCCCAGGGAUGAGGACUUGAAGAGCCCUAAAGAUAAUAGUGGCUUCUCUCUGAUUGCUACUAUGCUGUGUGAUAGGCCUAAUAGGGAAAAGAUACGUAACUUGAAAUAAAGUUGGCAUAAAUUCAGUAUGUGGAUGUGGGACAGAGGUUGGAAGGAAAGGACUAGGGUAUGGAAAGCUGAAGAAAUUCUCCUUUUGAGCUCUCGUUGACUCUUUGAACAGUGACAAGCUAAUGCCAGAUUUAAAAUACACAUUUUUUCCUAUUUAAGUCUGUAGGAUUA
This is a messenger RNA of Chlorocebus sabaeus (green monkey), 2281 nucleotides long. It is a transcript of the gene PAIP2B, whose product is annotated as poly(A) binding protein interacting protein 2B. Gene Ontology annotation, cellular component: cytoplasm. Gene Ontology annotation, biological process: negative regulation of translational initiation. Gene Ontology annotation, molecular function: mRNA regulatory element binding translation repressor activity. The record is from RefSeq and is a predicted model, not a curated record. Lineage: Eukaryota; Metazoa; Chordata; Mammalia; Primates; Cercopithecidae.